CUCAGUGCAUGCCCUCCUCACCUCCAAGAUUCCUACAUUCGAGAACUGACUUCUUCACCCCUCAGCCUGGAGUUGUGGAGGCGGAAUCUUAUACAACAGAAGCCUUCACCAUCUGCCUGUCAGAUGCAGGAACGUUCUGUGAGUACUCCCACAUCAGCUGAGCCCCACAUAGCUGGCCAAAGCGCAGCAUCAGAUCAGGAGAUAAUGGACGUUUCGGAUGAAUGCUCUCUACCAUCUCCGUUGGUUGAAACUAAUCAGGCUGAUGACCAAUCAUUAACCAAUGAAGGCCAAAAUAUUGCAGUAGAAACUGGUUUUGUGGAGUCCUCAGCAGCUCCUGUUCCACCACUUGUCAACAAUUCUGCUACGGCUCAUGGACAGAGUGCCACUAAACAUGUUCCCCCUGUGUUCAGUGAUCCAUUUCCGCAUAAACUGGAGAUGCUGCAAAGACAAUCACAUAUCAGAAAGAACUAUGUAGAAGCGAAAUCACUCUUGAAAGCUGAAUUCCAGAGGAGGAGUGCUGAAUUAAAUGAACAAUUCAAAAGGAAGCAUGAUGACGUAGAAGCCGAGUAUGGCGCCAAGAACUCCGAGCAUACAUCAUCUUUUCGUAUGUUCAGUAACCUUCAGCUUGAAGUUGAGAAGAGUCAAAGACAGUCAGAGAUUGAAAAGAACUAUGAAGAAGAGGAUUCACUCUUGACAGCUGAACUCCAGAGGAGGAGGGCUGAAGUAAAUGAAGAGUUCAAAAGAAAACAUGAUGACAUAGAAGCCGAGUAUACAGCCAAGAGCUCCGAGCAUACAUAAUUUUUUCUAUCUUUCAGCACACUGCCCAAUGCCUCCUCAGCCAAGAAUAGCCUCUCAUCUCUAACACAACCCCCAUCAUUAUCAGCUUCUCCUGUAAUUGCAAGUAAUGUAGCUGUCAAUGUAAGACUCUGAUGACUGAGUGAUCUAAUUUUCUGAUGUUGACUUCGUAAAUGUACUAUGCGCUCUGUUUGUUUCACUGUUUUCUU
Raphanus sativus (radish) is the source of this 1004-nucleotide messenger RNA. RefSeq names its product helicase protein MOM1-like. The record is from RefSeq and is a predicted model, not a curated record. The transcript has 5 exons. Bases 124 to 798 code for a protein of 224 amino acids. Lineage: Eukaryota; Viridiplantae; Streptophyta; Magnoliopsida; Brassicales; Brassicaceae.